GUUGGGUCGGGAGCUAGAGAGGGGGAUUUAGAGACGUGUUCACUACAGAGGCAUCACCAUGGCACCACUCGGACUAAAAGCCAUUGUGGGAGAAAAGAUUAUGAAUGACGUCAUCAAGAAGGUACACAAGAAGGGAGAAUGGAAGGUGCUGGUCGUAGACAAGCUGAGCAUGAGGAUGAUGUCAUCCUGCUGUAAGAUGACAGAUAUCAUGUCAGAGGGCAUCACCAUUGUUGAAGACAUCGGAAAGAAACGGGAGCCUCUCCCUAGCAUGGAGGCCAUCUACUUAAUAACUCCCAAUGAUGAGACUGUGGAGGCACUCAUAGAUGACUUCAGAGACCCUCGGUCGCCCAGAUACAGAGGAGCUCAUGUCUUCUUCACUGACACAAUCCCAGAUUCAUUGUUUAACUUGUUGACGAAAUCCCGCGCGUCCAAAGCCAUGAAGACCUUGACUGAGAUCCACAUUGCCUUUCUGCCCUAUGAGUCUCAGGUGUUUUCCCUGGACAAGACAGAUGCCUUCCAGGACUUCUACAGCCCCUACAAGGCUGACAUUAAGCACAACAUGUUGGAGCGCUGUGCUGAGCAGAUCGCCACUCUCUGCAAUACCCUGAAGGAAUACCCUGGCGUCAGAUACAGAGGGGAGUAUAAAGACUGUACCACUCUGGCUCAGCUCCUGCAGGACAAGCUGGAUGGCUACAAGGCAGACAACCCCACCAUGGGAGAGGGUCCGGACAAGUCUCGCUCCCAGCUCUUGAUUCUGGACCGAGGCUUUGACCCGGUCUCUCCCAUCCUCCAUGAGCUCACCCUCCAAGCCAUGGGCUAUGACCUGCUGGGCAUCGAGAACGACGUCUACAAGUAUGACACCAGCGGGAUGGGGGAGGUCAAGGAGAAGGCGGUGUUGCUGGAUGAGGACGAUGAUCUGUGGAUGAGUCUCAGACACAAGCACAUUGCAGAAGUCACCACGGCUGUGACCCGUUCUCUGAAAGAAUUCUCAUCCACCAAAAAGAUGAACACAGGAGAGAAGACCACAAUGAAAGACUUGGCUCAGAUGCUGAAGAAGAUGCCCCAGUAUCAGAAAGAGCUGAGCAAGUACUCCACCCACCUCCACCUGGCUGAGGACUGUAUGAACCGCUAUCAGGGCACUGUGGACAAGCUGUGUCGUGUGGAGCAGGACCUAGCGAUGGGUACGGACGCAGAGGGGGAGAAGAUCAAGGACCCCAUGAGGGCCAUCGUGCCCGUCCUGCUGGACAAAGACGUCACUGUCUUUGACAAGAUUCGCAUCAUCCUCCUCUAUAUCUUUAUGAAGAACGGUGUUUCGGAGGAGAACCUGUGUAAGCUCCUCCAGCAUGCUAACAUCCCUCCCGAGGACAGUGACAUCAUCUCCAACAUGGCCCAUAUGGGCAUGCCCAUCAUCUCAGAGGGGAAUCCGACCCGCAAGGUGAAGAAGACUGACCGGAAGGAGAGAGUGAGUGAGCAGACCUACCAGCUAUCCCGAUGGACCCCUCUUAUCAAGGACAUCAUGGAGGAUGCCAUUGAGGACAAACUGGAUCCAAAGCAGUACCCCUACAUCUCCCAACGAACUGCCUCCACCCACUCCAGCGCUCCAUCAAGUGCCCGGUACGGAAACUGGCACAAGAACAAGGGCCCCACAGAGAUGAAGACUGGUCCUCGGGUCAUCGUCUUCAUCAUCGGAGGCAUGACCUUUAGCGAGAUGCGCUGCGUCUACGAAGUCACACAGGCCAAUGGCAAAUGGGAGGCCAUCAUUGUCUCUCUCUGCAGGAUCAACCAAUAUCUUCACCCCUACAAGCCUUCUUUAAACUCUCAAAGACUUGGAUAAACAAGCAGAGGUUUAAGCAGAACCCCCUGGCUGUAGCAGUCCCUCUCUUAACUAGCUAUCUGUCUCUUAACUAGCUAUCUGUCUCUUAACUAGCUAUCUGUCCCUCUCUUAACUAGCUAUCUGUCCCUCUCUUAACUAGCUGUCUUUCACUUAACUAGCUGUCCUUCUCUUAACUAGCUGUCCUUCUCUUAACUAGCUGUCCCUCUCUUAAUUAUCUGUCCUUCUCUUAAUUAGCUGUCCUUCUCUUAACUAGCUGUCCCUCUCUUAACUAGCUGUCCCUCUCUUAACUAUAUGUCUUUCUCGUAACUAGCUGUCUUUCACUUAACUAGCUGUCCUUCUCUUAACUAGCUGUCCUUCUCUUAACUAGCUGUCCCUCUCUUAACUAGCUGUCCUUCUCUUAACUAGCUGUCCUUCUCUUAACUAGCUGUCCCUCUCUUAACUAGCUGUCCUUCUCUUAACUAACUCCCCUAACCUCCAAACUCCCUCAGCCGGCAUAUUCUACUCAGGACCGUCCAUACCAAACCCCUUCUACUCUACACAUAGAGCCAUUUUCUUUAUUGUCUUAUCUAUUUCAAAUAUAUCAAAGUCAUGUAUUCAGUUAGAAUUUCUUAAUAGCAUGAAAUAAGAUCAUUUAAAGCCAUACUACCAAAAAACACCAUGUUUUACCUACUGUACAUAAACCCUGAUGACUGUAUAGUAAUAAUAUAAUUUCAAUUUGUUUGUCAGAUUGAAGGGAAGAGUAGAGAUUGAGUCUGUGAUGGAUGACUGUUGAUACUAUAUGAGCAGUGGAUGUAAACUGCCGUCUCAGGAUGCCAUUGUUGCACUUUCUUAAAAAGGAAGCCAAUCAUAGUGUAAGAUUCCAGUCUUUCCAACAGACCUUUCAAUACAUUUCAUAAAAGUAUUCAUAUAACAUUUAUUUGAAAAAAACAACUAGCUGAAUAUUGGAAUGAACUUGGAAAUACACUUGGAAUGUAUUUGAACACUGAAAUAACUGACUCAAAUACAUUCCCAAGCAUUUAACCAAGGUAUUUGAAAAGCCAGGUCUGUUUUUAGUGGUUUAGCAUGUAGCUUUUAUCUCAUUGCUUGUAAACGUUUCAGGAACAAUGAGCAAAAAUACAAAUAUUUUUGAAACUCACAAUUGUAUAAUUUGGACAUCAUCUUCAUCACCAACAUCAUCACCAUCUUCCUCGUAAUGCAAUCAGUAGUUUGUAGAAUAUAUGCCAUACUGUAUCAAUGUUUCUAUUCCUGGUGAAUAUUCUGACUUUGAAAAUGCCAAUGUGAAGCCACUCUGUACUAGUGCUCAUGUAGCUGUAGCUAGCAGUACAGUUACAGUAGUUGGGCUGUAGUUAGCAGUACAGUUACAGUAGUUGGGCUGUAGUUAGCAGUACAGUUACAGUAGUUGGGCUGUAGUUAGCAGUACAGUUACAGUAGUUGGGCUGUAGCUAACAGUACAGUUACAGUAGUUGGGCUGUAGUUAGCAGUACAGUUACAGUAGUUGGGCUGUAGCUAGCAGUACAGUUACAGUAGUUGGGCUGUAGCUAGCAGUACAGUUACAGUAGUUGGGCUGUA
This is a messenger RNA of Oncorhynchus tshawytscha (Chinook salmon), 3403 nucleotides long. Its product is annotated as syntaxin-binding protein 1-like. Gene Ontology annotation, molecular function: syntaxin binding. The record is from RefSeq and is a predicted model, not a curated record. Lineage: Eukaryota; Metazoa; Chordata; Actinopteri; Salmoniformes; Salmonidae. Gene Ontology annotation, cellular component: plasma membrane; secretory granule. The transcript is spliced from 19 exons. Gene Ontology annotation, biological process: neurotransmitter secretion; vesicle-mediated transport; intracellular protein transport. Bases 59 to 1834 code for a protein of 591 amino acids.